AUGUGUAUAUAUAUAUAUAUAUGUGCACACAGGAAACCUCGACCUGUCUCUCAGCUGGUUGCACAGCAGGUUCCCCAGCAGUUUGUGCCCCCUACACAAUCAAAGAAAGAGAAAAAAGACAAAGUAGAAAAGGAAAAAAGUGAAAAGGAAACAACUAGCAAAAAGAACAGUCAUAAGAAAACCAGGCCAAGAUUGAAAAAUGUGGAUCGAAGUAGUGCUCAGCAUUUGGAAGUUACCGUUGGAGAUCUGACAGUCAUAAUUACAGACUUUAAGGAGAAAACUAAGUCACCACCUGCUUCCAGUGCCGCUUCUGCGGAUCAGCACAGUCAGAGUGGUUCUAGCUCUGACAACACAGAGAGGGGAAUGUCCAGGUCAUCUUCACCCAGAGGAGAAGCCUCAUCGCUGAAUGGAGAAUCUCAUUAAAGUUUAUUUCUUCCAGUUUCUUUAGUCUCUUCUCUUCAAAACAUGCAAAUACAUAACUUCUGCCACCUGUUACCACAUUUUCAUGACAGAUUAUCCGUGCACAAUUGGUAUGUUUACUGGAACAUAGUUUAUGCAGUUAAAAAGUGCAGUGGUAGAAAUGAUAAUUUAAAUGCCAUCUACAAAUGCUUACAAAGCAUUUUCAGACCGACUUUUUAAUCUUCAUGUGUAAAGGUGCCAUGAAAAUGUGGUUUGAAUGUUCAUUAUGCAGUGUUAUUGGUAAGUCCAUUUUCACUUUUAGUUUAGUGAAUUCUAACACAACUCUUGGAUUCUCUACUAUUGGCAUGUACUGAAUUUAAAUUUUUAUAACAUAGUUCAAGCUGCCUAAAUAUGUAUUAUUUGAGAAUUGUGAAGCAUAGUUAUAUGUAUGCAAGUCAAAGAUCAACUUAAUCAACUAUUGCUGCAACAGAAUUUUCAUAAUAAUUAUCUUAAAAACACCUGCUGGUACUUGGUGUGGUUAAAUAGGAAAAUGUUAUUAAAUAAAACAUUUCUAUGAAUUUUUGCCAAUGUUUGACACAUUUUACUAGAUUACUGUUACUGAAUUAUGUUGCUGGUUUUACCAAUUUUUUUUUCACACUUAAAACACUUAUUGUAAUGUUUACAAGCAAAAUAGAAAACAUUCUAAGGAUUGAUUGGUUAGCUUUAUAAUUCAGGUGAAGUACUACAUUGUCACUAUACACUGGUAUUCUAUGUUUUGUAACAAGUGUAUUAAACCUCAAAUGACUAAGCAUUUGGCAAAACUUACAUCUGGAAAUAUGAAAUUUUGAAAAAGCUUUAAAAAUAACCAGAAGUACAGUUCUCUUUUCUGUUUAGUGCUGUUUCCUUGCCCCAAGUUUAUGUAGUGUCAUACAGUCACUUACCAUUUCAUUACAGAAAUAUUAGAUGUUGCACAAGAAUAAGGAAAUAACAAUACUAUUACUUUUUUAUUCUUGAAUCAACUUCUUUCAAUUUGAUUUGGCCCUGUAGAAAAGAUUAUGUCAUAAAUCAUAUGAAAAAAACUCUGCACUCUACGGCAUAAUUUGUCAGCAUUUACGCACUUAGCAAUAUACUGAUACAGAGCAGAACUAUUUACAGUCCCAUCUGGUAUUAUGUAAAAUUACCAAUAAAAUAUUUUUGUGAAUACAGAUUUUGCAUUUUUGUUUACAACCAAUAAGUGUUUUGAUGCACACACACGUACGCAUUCAUACGUGCACACACAUGAACGCACACACACGAACACACACACACACACACACACAAAAUCCCAGUAUAGAUGUAAAAUUAGAGAUUCAGAUUCAGUACAAAAGUCCAUUUGAUUCUCCUCUUAGUGAGGAAGUCCACUCACAUCCCUGUGAUUCUUCUCUUUCAUCCAAAAUAUAUAUUUCUAUCCCCUUAUAAAAGUUGGAUGGACCUUUUGGUAGUGAAUCCAGCCCUAAAUUAUUACCAACCUAUGGUACAUCUUUGUAACAGCUAAAACAAUGGAUUUUUGUAGCCCCUGACAAUUGUGAUGUUUGGUGGUUUCUUGUAGUAAUGUAUUUUUCUGUUUUUAAUGCAGUACUUCUACAGGCAUAAUAGUACUGUCUAUUUUGUAAGAUGCUAAUUGUGAAAUAGUUGCAUAAAAUGAAAGUCUGAUGUGAUAUCUGAGAACAUACAUACCUCAUUCCUUGGUGUUGCUGUUUAAACUUUUUAGACAUCAAAUGUUAAUUAUAGGCUAUUUCAGAUGAAUAACUACUGACCUGUUUAUUAUGUAUUUUGCUUUAUCUUACCAAACAGGAUGUUUGUUCAUUGAUAUUACCUGGCCAAAUCUUAGUAUCUUUAAAA
Struthio camelus australis is the source of this 2280-nucleotide messenger RNA. Lineage: Eukaryota; Metazoa; Chordata; Aves; Struthioniformes; Struthionidae. The record is from RefSeq and is a predicted model, not a curated record.